Molecule: messenger RNA, 2954 nt
Organism: Moneuplotes crassus
Lineage: Eukaryota; Ciliophora; Spirotrichea; Euplotida; Euplotidae
Source: the annotation of a GenBank genome assembly
GUUAGUUGUAUCGAUCUUGGCAAUGGUAAUUGGCGUUUCUUCUGGGACUACAUGUACAGAUCCAAAUGCAAGCGGGUAUACAAUAAGCUCAUCAUCUUAUACUAAUGCCGCCUUUACUGGUGGGAUCGAUGGGUACCUAAUCCGACUUGGCCCAAUCUCUGGAGAUUUUUACUACCUAAGCAUAGGUGAUAAUGGCUCUAGUAACAAAACUGUUAUUCAAAGAAUGCAACAAGAUGGAACUAAUGUCUGGGCGAAAUAGCUAUCUUAGAAGCGCUGGAAAUUCUAUUGAUCCUUAUAUUGAUACUCUGGUGAUUGACUUCCAAGAGUCCAACUGAUAUUUUGCUGAUUCUAAUCAGAGCGAUAUAACAAUUGUAGAGUUCUUAUGAGCAACAGGAGUUGCUCAGAGAGUACUAUCCUCUUCGGGACUCCUCAGUGCUAAUGCAUUUUUUAGAAUGAGCCCAGUGGAAGGAAGCCCUGGAUUCAUAUUUGGGGCAACUUCUAUUCCAUUACUUUCAGCAGUGGUAUGAGUAUUUGAAGGUGGAACAUCUCCAUUAAAUUGAGUUCAGGCAAGCUCAGGAUAUUUUCCAAGAUUUGCGGUCCCACUAGAUUCAAACAAUUUAUUCUACUGCUUAGAUGGAGGAUCUACCGAGCAAUCUUUUUAUUACAUCAAAGCUGACCUGACGAAUCCAAAUGUAAAUGUAUGGGGAACAAAAGUGUCUUGACCUGUAGCUAGUUGAACUGGUUUUGAAGGAAUUGCUCUGUAUGAUAAUGCAAGAAAAUACAUUUAUAGCAUAUACAUUUACAACUCAGUUGCAAUUUUCUCUGUUUUGAAUUCCAAUGAUGGGAAUCAAAUUGAUUCUCAAUAUACUGAUGCAAACACUUGAUAUGAUUUUCAUGAAAUGGUAUGGAAAGAUGACCAAGUAUAUAUAUGUAUCACUUGAUCAUCUCAAUCUCUUUCUAUAUAUAAUAUUACUUCUGGAAGCUUCACUUCUUAUGAAUCUGCUUCUUUUUCAAAGAAAAUUAGAGGAAUGGUAGCAAGUGAAUUUUUAUUUAUCAUUGGAAGUGAGACUUCUGGAACAAAUAAGGGGUAUCUUUUAAAAACGCUUCUUAGUAAUCCAACUGUAAAUAGUGACAUAAUAGCUGGAACUUCGUUCACAGUCACAAACGUAGAUUAUCUUCUCCAAAGUAUUACUCCAAAUUUUACAACAAUCAUACAAAUUAAUACCUUCACAGAUUCAGGUGCAAUUUCUGAUUUGAGCAUAACACUACCUUUUACUGUUGAGUCGUCUGGAACGAUUUCAUACUAUUAUAGUACUUUAACUUAUUCAGGUCUGCAAGCCAAUCAGCAAUAUGUUAAAAACAUAUAUCUGACUUGAUAUGCAAGUGGCUCAGGAUCUAUCACUCAUGUGCUCGAUGAUGGAAGUGGAGGAUCACCUCUUACAUGGGUCACUCUAGAUUCGACUGCUCAGACAUUGACAAUGAACACUCCUAAUGUGACGACCACAACUUCAUACAAUGUGUAUAUUCAAUCGACAGUCGGAGGAAGUACAUACUCAAGGCAAGUGGUCAUUUCAGUGGAUCCUGAAUCAUCUUCAGGUAGUUCUACGAGCUCAUCUUCCCAAAUUUCUGCAAACGAUACCAAACUUCAGCCAGAUUCAUUUUCUCAAUCUGCAGAAACAACGACUGUUACCAUGGUUGGAGCAACCGCUGGGGUCGCAACCAUCAGCACAGUUGCUUUGCAAGGAGGACUUCAAGGCCUAUGGAGUGUCGUCCACCAGUUCCAGUUUUACCUGCUGAUCCCUCUGCUCAGUCCAACAGUCCCUGACAAAAUCACUGAGUUCUUAGAAGGCAUGGACUUCUGUCUCUUCAACUUCGACUUCAUCAGCUUCGACUCUUUCGCAGUGUUCGUGGAGACAGAAAAGCUGAUGAAGUGCAACUCUGAGUCAGGGUAUCUGUACGACAUUGGGAUCAGGUACCAGUGAUUGUUUCUGAGCAUGUUCCAGUUCUUUAUGUCACUCUUGCUCGCAAUGAUUAUGCAUGUGGUUAUCAUAAUUUUGUACAUUAAAUUUAGAAAGUAUGAAUCCAGACUCUCGUGGCCAAUCAGGUAUUUGUUCAAGCUUUUAACUUUGAAUUUCUACAUCCGAUAUUUAGUUGAGGCAUACCUUAUAUUGGAUCUUGCAAGUUCAAACGAAGUGUAUCUUUCUGAUUUUUCAUCUACUGGCAAAGUGCUCUCAUACUGUCUCUCGCUAGUCAUUGUGAUAUCGCUUAUGCUCACGAUUGUAUUGGCAUAUAUUAUUUCUAAAAGAGUGGCUCAAGACAAAAUCAACUUGGAAACAACUUACUUCUCUGAAAUCGUUGAUGGUACCAAAGAAACUUUCUGGGCCAGAUUCGCCAUCUUUUUCCACUUGCUCAGAAUAUUCUGCAGUGUCACCUGGAUCGUCAUGAGUGUGUCUUUUGGCUCUGUUGCUAGAGCCAUAGUCUACUGUCUAAUUCAGUUUGCCUUCGUCUCCAUCAAAGUAACAAUCAGGUAUUAUGAGGAGCCUAAAGACAACAUUGUAGAAAUCUUAGACGAUCUCAUGUAUCUAGGACUCUGAAUUGUGAUUGUUGUGCAAGCUAACGAAUACAACUGGAAUGAAUCAUUGGUCAACACUGUCAUCACAGUAAUGACCCUGAAUACGUUGAUUAUAUUAAUCAUCAAUAUCUUUGCUUUGGUUAUCGCUAUUCUUAAUUAUCUAAAAUCUAAACGAAGGAUGAAAAUAUCUCAAGAUACUACUAUUCCAAGUAAAAGAGAAGAUCUAAAAAUAAAUCCCUCAAAUUCAUUAAAUAAGACCAAGAAAUCUAAAAUGCAAAGAUCAGGAACAUCCAUCAACAUCUUUGAAGAGGAGAAGCAUGAAGGUAUGAGUAGGAACUAUGCUUCUGAUUUGACUCCGAAUGAAAUCAAUGUUUCUGAAUAA